AUGCUACCUACAAGAGUAUUACUUAACUCAGCAAAGAAAGCUACUGGUCCAAAAUUUCCUGUUGAAUUAACUCCUCUAUUUCUAGCUGUUUGUGUAGCUGUUGGUUCAGGUUGUUUUUUCACUUACAAAAAAUUAACUACUGAUGACACUCUAAGGUUGAAGAAUAAUCCAGAAAAUACUGGUCUAAAAGAAAUUUUAAACCAAAAAUAA
Maudiozyma saulgeensis is the source of this 210-nucleotide messenger RNA. Lineage: Eukaryota; Fungi; Ascomycota; Saccharomycetes; Saccharomycetales; Saccharomycetaceae. The record is from the annotation of a GenBank genome assembly.